UUAUGGUCUCUCUGACCCAGGCGUCUGUGGUUGUGUUCUCCCAGACGUUGUAAAACAGUGCCAGUCGACCCCCAAUGGGGUAGUCCUCCUUGGCGUCACUUGGACCGCCUGUAAGGACUACUGCCCGAUCCCCUGAAGGGGCGCUUGGUCUGGGACUGACCCCUGGCUCCACUACUCUGGCGGUCCUGUUGCCGAUCCUGUCUGAAAGAAUAGGAUCGCGAGCCUCUGGGCCAAUCCCAGGACUGCCCUGCCCGAAAGGGCUGUCUCCAAUCCCAGGAACCGCUGGGAUGGAAUGACGGCCUACGGAAGUCCUAUUGGGGCCAUCUAUCUGGUUUUUUAGAGGGAUGGGCCAUCACCUUGCGCUUGUCCUUGCCCUCAAUGAUAUGAGGCUCUAGGACCGGACCAAAAAGGUGGGUGCCACUGUACCUAGAUGUUGCUAAGCGCCACUUUGCCUUUAAAUCGGUGCGCCAUUGCUUCAACCAGAGCAGCCUACGUGACGCCACUGAGGCUGCAAUAGAUCUGGCCGAACAUCUAGCCGAGUGCAAGGAUGCAUCCGCAAUAUAUUCGGAUGCUGCCACUAUUUUCCCUAUUGUUUGGUGCGCUCUGACCUAAUCCAGGGGGAUGAGCGCCUGGAGUUCCUGCAACCACAUUAUCGCCAAGCGUGCAAAGAAGGAGGAUGAGGUUGCCGCCCUUAUGGCCCAAGCCGAAGAUUGGUGAGCUCUACGAAAGGAGAACUCGAACUUUUUGUCCUCUGCCUUCAAGAAUUCAGCCAUGUCCCCCGGAACGGUGGUAUUGGAGAACAGAGAGAUCAGCGGAGCGUCUACGGAUGGAACUUCUAGAAGAGAAGCGGAAGAAGAAGAGACAUUGUAAAGUUUCUUGUCUAAACUGCUCUGUGAAGGAGUGGUAGCUAGGGACGCCCACUGCUUUUCCACCGUAGACCUGAAGACUAGUGGGCAUGGAAUCUGCGGUUCCUCCUUGACCUUUUCCGCAAACAGAGGAUUGGCUUCCCGGUUGGUUGAGGAAGAAGGUGUCUCCUCCUGGGCUGAGGGAAGAAAAAUCUGAGGACCAAGAUUUACAGGGUCUAAAGGACAAAUCCUCCAAAUGUAAAAAAGUCAAGAAAGAGCGGAAAGAAGAAAAGCAACGUGAGCAUGCCCAGCCCUCUGUGGAGCCAGCUGAAGCAGGCAAGGCAGAAAUGUCGGAAGGAGCUGGAACUGCUCCAGCUGUACCUGAGGCCUCUGCAUCUCCAAAACAGCGCCGCUCUGUCAUCCGAGAUCGUGGUCCCAUGUAUGAUGAUCCCACUUUGCCCGAGGGCUGGACUCGCAAACUCAAGCAGAGAAAAUCCGGACGCUCGGCGGGGAAGUAUGACGUCUAUCUUAUCAACCCCCAAGGCAAGGCCUUUCGUUCUAAAGUUGAGCUCAUCGCCUACUUUGAGAAGGUGGGAGAUACUUCUCUGGAUCCUAAUGAUUUUGAUUUCACGGUGACUGGACGUGGGAGCCCCUCACGACGAGAACAGAAGCCUCCUAAGAAAACUAAAGCCCCUAAAACUACUGGCACAGGCCGUGGACGGGGUCGACCCAAAGGUAGUGGCUCUACCAAACCUAGAGGAACUGCUUCAGAAGGCGUACAGGUGAAAAGGGUAAUUGAGAAGAGUUCAGGAAGGCUGCUAGUCAAGAUGCCUUUGCAAUCGUCUUCGAUGGGAGCAAAGGCAGAAGGAACAGGGGGGGCUACCACCUCAGCACAGGUCAUGGUGAUCAAACGUCCUGGGCGUAAACGGAAACCUGAAUCAGAUCCCCAGGCUGUGCCUAAGAAACGGGGACGAAAGCCAGGCAGCAGUGCAGUAGCAGCUGUUGCCGAAGCUAAGAAGAAAACAGUCAAGGAGCCAGUCAUCCAGGCAGUCCGGGAGACAGUAUUGCCCAUCAAGAAACGUAAGACACGUGAGGCUGUCAGUAUAGAGAUCACCAAGCCAAGUCCUCCUCCUCCAAGCAACACAGCGGAAUGGAGUUCCAAAGGACAGCGAACGGCUGCCAAGAGCCCAGGGCGCCGCAGCAAAGAAAGCAGCCCUAAAGGGCGGGGUGGCAAUGCUGUGUCAACCCCUGCCCCUUCCUCUUCUCCUGGCAAGAAAGAUCAGCACCUCCCUCCCCAUCAGCCAUCUUUGGAGCCCCAGGGCACCUCCCCUGCUCAGUCCCCUGAAAGCCCUAAGGACAGCAAGAGCCUUCCAACUGAGCCCCAGGACUUGAGCAGCAAGAGCUAUAAAGAGGAGAGGGCUCCAGAAAGUGAUGGCUGUCCUAAAGAGCCACCUAAGACUCAAUCUGGUGGCACAGCCGUGUCCUACAAACAUGAGCGCAAAGAUACUGUGUCGUCCUCCACGGCCUUGUCCCGGCCUACAAACAGGGACGAGGCCGUGGAUACCAGGACACCUGUGUCAGAGCGGGUCAGCUGACUUUGCGGGGGGUGAGUGAGCAAGCAAGUGAGCGCCAGAGGUAACAAAGAGAGGAACAGGCACUCUCAGCCCCACACACCCAAAUGAGACUCCAGGCUGCUGCCGGGUAGAAUUCUCUUUUCCCAUAAUGCCCUGGCUUUCAAUCAAUCAGCUUACCCCCAAACUAUCCCUCUGUGUUCCUCAUUCCCCCCAUUUUUAAUACAGACAAGCACAGUGUGGGGUACAGAAACAUGCCUCCCAGGGCUGGAAGCCACUUUGCACUUUUUCUACAGAACGGGGGCCCACUCUUCCCUCUCCCCAUCUGCCUGGCUCCUUCUGCCAUGCUUUGCUGAGAAUACUACUGACAAGGCAAGCUGUUUGGCGGGGGAGAAAUAGCUCCAAACUCUGGCUUGUUGCCCUGAUCCUGUUUGCCCUUCAUAAUAUAGAGGCCCCAUCAACAGAUCAGGUGGAGAUGGGCCCACACGUGUAUUCCACUCCACCUCCCUAGUGCCAUGUAAUGUAGUUGUCCAGUCUUAGUUGGAAUUCUGUAGUUUUCAGUAGGGUGUGUGUGCAUGUGUACACAUGAGAGAGAGAGAGAGAAAUAGGGUGGUAUAUUGGGGAACUAAUAUCCCUCAUCUGCCAUUUAGGCCAGCAAUUAGGAAGAAUAUUGUCUCCCCCCCCCCAAGAAUAGCUCUGCUGCUAAGAGACCACUGGGAUACUAGGUGCAGCUUUGUAUUAAUGUCCUCCUUUCCUGUGUCAAUCCUGAAAGGAGAGGCCUUUGAUUUUGUUGAAACAAUCCGAGUGUGCUGAACGGCAUUUGUGUGUUUGCUUGUCACACGCUAAGAGUUUAAAACGAGAAGUUCUUCCAGUUACUGUCAAUGAUAUUAGCUUAGGAAACUGUUUGCACUAAUGGAGGCCUUUGUCCACUUGUUUGGGGAGGGGGGGCGCAGUGGCGUGAAAGAUGUACAAAGUGUGCCUAUGUGUAUCAGAUGGGGCAUUGGACUGAACAUUGGCUCACCUUUUCACUGUACUUCUUGUUCAAGAAAGUAGCCCAAUGUGUGUAAAACUACCUGUAAUUCUUUGUGGGAUUGGUACAUGGCAAUGGCUGAAUUGAGAGGCCUAGUUGCUUCAAAUAAUUUCCCUCCAGUUGGCAACCAAGCUCUUCCAAGGCGGUUGAGCACAUAUCGCCUCACUCCCCAGAAAAGCAGGGCUCAGCAGAAGUGUAGCGUUUUAUUAUGAGGCUUUGUCUACAAUUAAGGUCUAUUUUUUCCCUCCUGAAUAGCAGAAAACAGCAUUCAGUGGAGGGAAGGGGAAGGACAUUGGCCAUGCUAGUCAGCUUAUUUUUGUUUAAGUGAAUAUGUAGCACAGAGGUAAGCUAGUGUCUCCCCCUACCUUUUCUGGACUAUAGCAAAUACUUCAAUAAGAAGAAAGCAGGACUGAAUCCCAGUCAAAGUCUAGGCAGGAAGUAGCUUUCUUAAAAUAAAAAAAAUAUCCCCCGUGGUGUGAAAUGAUAAAAAAAGAUCCAUCUUAUUUCAUGGGUCUUUGAGGACUCUAAUAGACGUAUAUCCUGAUAUCUGUGAUAAUUUUUUUAAAUAAAGAAGUUAGCACUCUAAAAAGUCAGAAAGUAUUCAGAACAGUAGCAUUUUAUGGUUUAAAUAUGCGCCCUCUCACCUUUUACAAGUUGUUAACUGGGAGAAAAAUAGAGAUUCCUAUCAUGGCUUUUUUCUUCUUCCUAUUUCUAGUAUAGCAGUUUCCUUGCAGGAAUGACAAAAUUUAGAACAGGAAAAUUAUUUUGAGAGGGAGGAAUAUUAAUUUUUUUCCUUAGUAAAAUUGGAGUUCCUGCAGUCAUAUAUGUACGUACAUAAAUACAUACACAGGCUCUCAGGAGUCAUGUUUAUUUGAGAGCUUAGAGAGCCUCGUUGGCAUAGAUGAUGACUUUUCUUCUCCGUUCUUGCCUAUGUACCAGACAUUGGAAUAAAAAUUCUUCUAUGUGCAUAAGUAGCCAAAGUGAAGUUAUUAGCCUUAGAAUAUGAUUUGUUCAUAAGAAAAAAAAAACCUCAGUUUUCUCUAUGGGAAGACUGAUGAGAAUUAGCCCUGUAGCUAACCCGAUUUUUUUUUUCUGAGCUUCUUACAGUGUAAUCAGAACUGAAAGUUUGAUUUUUUUUCUUCUCUUUCUCCUUGAUUUGCAAUAAGGUUGGGGCUGGCUUCUUUCUUUAUCAAGAAUAAAAACCAAGCCUCUUAUUUAAUCAUUAGAAUUUGAGCUACAAUCUGUUGCUAAAUGGUGAAUUCCUCUGAAACUAGCUCAUUAUUUAUUGGAAUGAUGUCUCUGUGCCGAGAAGUACAUAUAGAAACCUGAUAGAAAAUGUAAAGAAGCACGCACAAGGAAAAAACAGGAGGAAAUUACUUUGCAACAAUUUAAACUCUUUAAGGGCUUUUCCUCAAUAUUAAAAAAGGCACAAAUUUAGUUUGGCAGGGGAGGGGGUCUCCUAUCUACAGUUUUCCAAACCACAAUAAAUAUCCUAGUCUGUGGGAAAGAGAUGUGAAAAAUGCAGUAUACUUUGAUAUUCAGCUGCAUUUGGGGAUUUCUAAGACUUUGCACUUGACUGAGAGAUCUAGAGUGAAGUAUUGUCCCGCUUGCUCCAGCUUCUAAGUUUGCAGAGACAACCUUCUAUCAUGUAUUAAUUUUUCUAAGUUAUAAGAUUGUUUUGAUAAAUGGAAUAGAACCUUACAUUUCAUUCUACUUUGGGGUCAACUCUGAUGGGACUUUUUUAAUAGUAAACAUAUAUAGACAUAUGUUGAAAUUAAAAGUAUGACAGGUACAAUUUGGUGUGGGUGAGUUUUACAGAGCACUAUCCUUGGAAGUCAAAGUAUAGAUAUACAUCAUGAAAGUUUCCAUAGAAGAAUAUCAUGGUAAAACAGCUCCUUAGCUUGUCCAGCUUGAAACACAGAACAUCAAGAAUAAAAAAUAGUGAUAGCAAUCUUUCCAAUUGGAAUAUUGAUUUUUUUUAUUAAAAAAUUCAGUUUGGGUUAUAACUGAAGCCCAAGCUGAAUGUAGUGGUAACAAAUCUGUUUAUAGUUUUUUAAAAAUCAUGUAAAGAGGAAAUAUUAUUUCCUGUAGUUUACUUCUACAGCCUGAUACAUACAGGUGUUUGCAGGAUGAAAAGCAUACUCAAGCUGGGCUUAGAGUGCCAGUACUACAAUGCAAGCUACACCCCUUUCAUAUGUGCAAUAACACAACACUUGUACAUGAGUGGAGUUUGUGUUACAAUGUGUGACAAUGCUUUUAUCUUUUGUUCCCCCAAUACCCCACUGUGGAUACCUGUUGACACAAAACAUUUUCAUUCAUACAUACAUUGUUCUUGGAAGAAUUCUAAUAACAGGAAUUCGGUUGGAUAGAAAAAAUCCUCGGGGAGAGGAUGAUGGAUGAAAUAGCAGACAUGGAGAACAUUGUUUUAUACAUAAGCCUGCACUUAUGCCCUAAAAUAUGGACCCACAUUUCCAUUUCAGACAUAUUAGACCAAGCUUAUGGCUAAGCAGGCGUGUUGUGUCAGUUUAGUCCUGUCCCUAUAAUAUAGGGUAUUGCUGCAUUCCAGUGUCUUUAGCAUUCAUAAUAUUGUAGUGUAUAGCUGAAAAUACAAAUGGGGCUGUAGUUCUGCAGGAAAUAUACUCAGCAUUUGACGUUUUUAGCAUUUGAACCUUCUGAAAUUAAUACCCAUAGGCAGAUCUUCUCUAGUUUAGUUUACUAUGGGAGUAUUGAAAGCCUCAUGCCUUCCUAUUUAUUUGGCAAAGAUCAUUUAGAAAAUGUAGUUUUUGCUAUCGUAAAAGGCGCUCUAGCACUCUCCCAGCCAUGUACCUUUCAAAAGAUAUAGGUGACUACUUUAGAUAAAAAGUUGGCAGCCCUUUGCCAUGUCCUUUCCCAACUGUUUCUUGGUGUCCAUUGUUGAGGCAGAUAGUUGCCCUCAUGAUGGAAAUACCUCUCCCUUCCUUAAAAAAAAACAACCGUUUUCAUGGGAGAGAAUAAUGCACUUUAAAGCCAAGAGAAGAAUAUUCUUUCUUGCUUCCUAUUUGGGUGAACAGUAGAGCCACAGGCCCAUUGAGAUCACAUGGUUUUAACAAUGUCUAGCAAAUAGAUUGAGAAGAAUGGGUUAAAUUUAAUAUGGGGUCAGAUGGGGAUAGUAAAGAAGCUUCAAAUGUUAAGAUUUUGGGAUAUAUUUAGUUAAGUAUACCUAUGAACAUGUAUGGAAUUUGAAUUUGAAACAAAAAUCCAAAUUAGAAUAUCAAUACCCAUAUAUCACUAAAAUCAUCUUCAUAUUGUAAUUAGUCUAAUCUAUCGUUACCUGGAUUUGAAAAGCUUGUAAGACCACAGGGUUGUUGUUGUUUUUUAAUCUCACAUGUCUCGACAUUCCAAACAAGUCAAAAGGUGACACUUUUAUACUAUUUCCCUUCCCUUCCUUGAGUUGUGAUGUAGUAGGGCGGGAAAUUGAAGGUUCAUUUGGUCAGUAAGAGCCAAACUAGAUCCUUGUAGGCAGACUAGGAUUGCUGCUUUUGAUUGCUACAAAGUGAUUGUAAGAGAGGCAGUUUUGCACCAGAGAAGCAGCAGGCAAGCAAAAAGUUUUAAUUCUGCUUGCUUUUUUUCCUGACUCUCCCUGCCUUCCUCCCAGCACAUGAACAUUUUUUUGCUGCAUAUGGCAUCCUUCUUGCUCCGCUUUGCAGCUGAUUACAGACCUGGGUCUUCCACCAAAAUCUAGUUCAACCCAAAGAAAGGAUUGAAAAAGUAGAGCAGGAGUAUGGUCAAGAAGGAGUAAUAGAAGUCUGGCCUCUGCCCACCAUUCCUUCUAAAGAUGCUGCUUUUCCAGAGUGCAUUACAUCAGUAGUAGCUUCACUGGCAAACUGCUUAUUUAAAGUGACUAUCUUUGCUCCUAGCUCUGCCCACUUCCACCCUGCUCAUCCUCAAGACACAUGUGGAUAGUGCCUGGAGUUUGAGAGACUGUGCAAGAGGGAUUUACCUUGUUAGCAUUGUGAACCACCUGAUGUUUCUGUGUCAAGUGAAAAUAAACUUGUCAGUUUCAAUUAUUAUCCAAUAAUGUGUAGAGUUUAACGUUAGAUCUAAAUCUUUUUUGUUUGGGGAUUUAAUUUCUGUUUUGUGUGUGUGUGUGUGUGUGUGUGUGUAGUGUUUCUUUUUUUUUAAGGCACCAAGUAGACACAGAAAAAAUUGUCUAAUUUUAUAUAUAUGUAUAUUGCAUUAUAAAUGAGGGGUAGCUUUUUUUUUUUUGCUUAUUGCUCCACUACCAAAUAAGGAUAACAGACUGACAAGCAAGGAAUGGUAUGGUCUGUUCAGAAAUUAUUACAUGUUGUUUUCUUUACUAUUAUUCCUAAACUUCAGUAUCAUGGCAAGGGAAAAGAAAACACCCUUCACAAUUGUCUGCCAGUAAAUGCCAGAACAGAAAAUACAUUUAGCUGGGCUGUUCUUACACUUUUGGAAGGGGAUUUUUUUUUUAUUUUUAUUUUUAUUUUUAUUUAUUUUUUUUUUUUGUUCAAUGAGUUUGAAAAAUAACAGGAUGGUCACAUAUAGUCAACAUUUUAUUUUGUUUGCACUCAAAUCAACUUGUGGGGAAGGGCAUUGACUUGGGUCUAGGACAGGGGUGUCAAACUGCCGGCCCGCGGGCUGGACGUGUCACGUGGAAGCCGCGCCCACCCCAUUGCCGGCAAUGGCAAAACUGGCCCGAUACGUUAUGCGACGUCACAUGACGUCGCAAGUUUGACAUGCCUGGUUUAGGAUGAUAAAGUGAAGAAAAUAUGGAGUAUUUGGUCUGUAUUGUGACUAACCUGUCUAAAAAUAUUUUCAGUUUAACUAGAGCCUAACUAAUGUUAUUGGCAUGAUUUAGCUCUAUCAAUUAUGGCUACUUCUAUGGUGAAACAACUUAGUCUGGUAGUGUACGUUUUGGAAAACUACUAUUGGUCCUAAACUGAACUUGGUGUUCUUCCUCAUUUUCUUCAUAGCAAAAUUCUUAUCUGGCUUCUCAUCUUCCCACUUCUACUGUUUUUAAAGUUAAUAUUUCUCCUACCGCUCCUUUCAUUUUGUGCACUGCAUGCCAUCUGGCAUAAAUUGGAAGCACUCCAUGAUAGCAUGUUCCGUUCUUUAGCUGAUAACCUGCCUUUUGUUUAUCUUCACUUCUCUCCCCUCUCUUCCUACAUGUUUAGCAAAAAUCAAGGUCUGAUUUCCAAAGACAUCAUGUCUGGAUUUGAUAUUGUAUCUUCAUGGGUCAGUGUCAUACUGCAUCCAGAUAUGGAUCCUGGAAAGAAAAAGGUGUGAACAAAAAAUGGACAUGUCAAAUAACUGGGUGGCAGAAGUGAAGUAUUGAAUUGUACUCUCACUACUUUUUCUACUGAUCAAACAUGUUUUGCAGUAUUUUUCAGAGAGAACGAAUUAUCAGUUUUUCAAAUUGGACUUUGCCCUUUCUCCUCUUAGUGUUGCUUAUGCUUGCAUGAGUGAUUGCUGAGUUGUUCAGUUUGUGUCACACUUAAUAAUUUUGUAUUAAAGCUUUUGUUAUCUUUGACAUUAUAGCUCAAGUAACAGUCAUCAAAUCAAAGGCUGAUGUGUUUGGAAGCAGAUCAUUAAGCAAAAAAUAGCUUUUUAGCACUUUACUGACACAGUUCUCAUCAUAUCCCAAAAGGCCCCAUUAGAAAGAGGACCAAAUAUGAGAGUUUCUGCCAGUUUUCACUUGCAAGUUGUGGAAAUCAGCAAUAUCCGCUCAGAGUAGCAGCUUAAAAUUGCCGUUCUUCCAAAAGCAAAGAUCGAGCAUAGAUUACACUUCUCUGAGGGACAGUGUUACUAUAUUUCUCGUAACUGAGGUUGGGGGAGAGAAUUUCUCAGUCCAUAAAUUGACAUACAUAAAAAAUUUCUUCCAGUCAUGGUUUUCCUUCUCUAAGCCAUGUAGAUGAGCAGUACUUACUGCGGUUGUGUUAUCUCUGCAUGAAGUGGCAAUAGAGUUGGACAUUGAUCAAUUGAUUUUCUUUGUGAGUGCAAGAAAAAAAAAAGGCUUUCCUCCCUUUAUUGUACAGGGGGAGGGAUGGGGGGAAAUCCUUUCUCCAGCUUCCAUAAAUCAACAUGCCACUAAUAACAAACCAACUUCCUUCUGCUUCACAAUUCAGUAGUGAUCACUAUAAGACCAAAUAUUACACGGACUGUUAUUAAAUGUAUGCUGAGUGCUUGCUAGCUUGUACAGCUCUUAAUCUUCACAUAGCCAACUAACUCUCUACCCAGUGACAUUUCUUUAAAAAAAAAUAAAAAAAUCCAGAGACAGCAGAAUUUGGGGUUGGGGUGGGAGUUGUUUUUUUAUUUUCUUUUAAAUAGUGUUUGUUUUUUCUGAGAGGGGAUAUAACAGAAAAGAACUUUGGUAUUUGAGACUCUCAUUGUGUGUAGGGUUUUUAUCUCCCCACCCUAAAAAAAGGAAUGUCAAUGAAAACCUUUUGUGUGUGUGUGUGUGUGUGUGUGUGUGUGUGUGUGUGUGUUUAUUUUAAUGGUCCACGAGUAUGUAUCGUGAACAUUUCUGUAAAGUAAUUGUUCCAGGCACAAAUGCUUCAAAUGUGAGUGUCAAAUAUAUGUAUAUAUUUUAAAAGGGAGGAAAGGUAUAUACUUUUAUUUUUGUCUUACCAUUGGCAGUAGGGAGAAAGGGGUAGUUUAGACAAUUUUUUUAACAACUUCCCAGGGUAUUUUAUAUGCUUCAAUUUCUAAUAAUCUACUACCAGAAGUCAGUGUAUCAAAGAAAUUAGAAUAUGCUUAGAGUCCUUCAUUAAAACAUUCAUUUGGCGGGAAUGCAAUACUAAAAACAAGAAACAAAAUCCAGGGAGAACUUUAUAAAGUUUUCAUUUUUAAUAAUCCACCACCAGAAGGCAAUAUAGGAAAAAAAUGAGGUGGUGCUGUAGAUUCCUUCACUGAACACUCAUUAAGGGAGGAAGAAUAAAGUAGCAAAUCAGGAGGAUCUAGCAUUAUAAGUGUUAUCAAAGAAGAAAGCAUUGAAACUCUCCAAAAAAUCAUAGUUAACACUCUUAUUAGUUGGGCUGUAUGUUGUCUAAGGAUUGCCCCACUAAUAUUUUUAAUGCCGAGAAAUCACUGUCGAUCCAUAUGAAUGAUCCUUCUAUAUUAAAUCUCUAAUUUUAGGGGAAAAUAUAAAGAAACUUUCCACUGAGGUUAAGUAGAGCUUCCUUGGCUCUUUUGAAGAAUUUUUAAAAAUAUAUUCUAUUGUGUACCCCCCACCCAUACUUCCUGACCACACUUUGCAUUUGUUUGAUGCAUUUUUGGGACAAUUACUUUUAAGAAUUCUGAGUAGAUUGUUUAAUAAAACUUAAAAAUUGAUUGCUCUUUUUGUAGGUUUUGUCUACAGCCAAAAAAAAAAAAAAAAGACUGAAAGCACUGACUAUAUUUAAAAAGAAGAAAAAAUAAAUUUAAUAAAGGAAAAUUUGUAUAAUUUCAGUAAGAAAAUAACAAAAUCCGUCUGAAUGUACAUGUAUAUGUUUAAAAGAAAUCCACCAAAAUCCCUCCCUACCCUUGUAUCCUAUUUAUUAUAUAAAACGUUUGCCUUAUAAAUUUACAAGAAAAA
Crotalus tigris (Tiger rattlesnake) is the source of this 11019-nucleotide messenger RNA. RefSeq names its product methyl-CpG binding protein 2 (gene MECP2). Gene Ontology annotation, biological process: negative regulation of transcription by RNA polymerase II. The transcript has 3 exons. The record is from RefSeq and is a predicted model, not a curated record. NCBI's taxonomy places the organism in Eukaryota, Metazoa, Chordata, Lepidosauria, Squamata, Viperidae. Gene Ontology annotation, cellular component: nucleus; heterochromatin. Gene Ontology annotation, molecular function: methyl-CpG binding; double-stranded methylated DNA binding; chromatin binding. Bases 1193 to 2440 code for a protein of 415 amino acids.